Molecule: messenger RNA, 652 nt
Organism: Paramecium sonneborni
Lineage: Eukaryota; Ciliophora; Oligohymenophorea; Peniculida; Parameciidae
Source: the annotation of a GenBank genome assembly
AAUUAAUGAGUUCAGAAAUAAACAUUAGACAACUACUAUAUUAUAAAUCACUAAAUCCCAGUAUGUGUCACCAUAACUAUUUUUUAGGUCCUACAUAGUAAUCACUUCGAACAGUUUAAACAAUGUAACAUAGGCUAACUAAAAUGAGAUCAACGGCGUAAAGUGAUUUUAGACUUACAACACUUUAAACUUAAACACCAAUAAAUAACUUUAGAUAUGGAUUCAAUGUAGAUGAACAUUAGAAUUAGAAUUCUUAAAUUCAUUUCUUAGAAGUGUAUGAGCAUCCUAUGAAACAUAUUAAUGUAAUCAAAUAUUUAUUCAGAGUUACAUUACAGAGAGUAAAAAGAACAUAGCCUAAUUACGUGAUUAAUCUAAUAGAAUACGUUUGGAAAUGUCUACAAUCAAUUAAAAAUAUGAAUCCGAGUUAAAUAAAUUAUAAAUUAAUUUUCAGGAGUCUCUAAACUAAAAAUACAAAUUACUUAAAGAGGAUAAUGUAUAAUUUAUUGAAGAACAAUAUAAAUUAUCUAAAGAAUAUUAAAGAUUAGCAAAGGCAAAGUAACUUAUGGAAGAAAAACACUAAUUAUUAUUAAAUCGAGUUAUUUAAUUAGAGAACACUUUAUAAGGUGUAACACUUGAAUUAUAACAAUAGUGA